CUUGCUUUUACAUAACAGGUAGUCAACAUAGUCACCAGUAAUCAGGAAUGUGUUAAUAACAUUGCCGAGUCCAUGGUUCUUUCCAGCUUAUUAUCUUUGUUGCAUUCAUUACCAACAAGUCGACAGCUUGUUCUUGCAACUUUAUAUGCCUUAACAUCCAGUACAAAAAUCAUAAAGGAGGCCAUGGCCAAAGGCGCAUUAAUCUACUUACUGGAUAUGUUUUGUAACUCAACACACCCCCAAGUCCGAUCCCAAACAGCAGAGCUGUUUGCCAAGAUGACAACUGACAAACUUGUUGGCCCUAAAGUCAGAAUAGCACUGAUGAAGUUCCUUCCAGGGGUAUUCAUGGACGCAAUGAGAGACAACGCUGAAGCUGCUGUUCAUAUAUUUGAAGGAACUCAUGAAAAUCCAGAAUUAAUUUGGAAUGAUAACUCCAGAGAAAAAGUGUCAACCACAGUUCGUGAAAUGAUGUUAGAGCACUUUAGGCAGCAGGUAGAAAAUCCUGAUGCAAAUUGGAGGUUGCCAGAUGAUUUCAGCAUCGCAUUUGGAGAGGCACAUGGAGAAUUAUCAGUUGGUGCCGUUUUCCUAAGAAUAUUUAUCGCUCAGCCCGCAUGGGUGCUGCGGAAGCCAAGAGAGUUCCUUGUUGCUUUACUGGAAAAGUUUACUGAACUCCUGGAAAAAAACUAUGUUCAUGGUGAAACCUUAGAAACUGUAACUACAGCAACAGUCUGUCUGUUCAAUGCUCAGCCUCAGUUACUGGAUCAAGUUCCACCUUUGGGUCACCAGCCUAAGAUCCUCCAGGCUUUGAACCACAAAAACAAUGCCAUUCCAAAGUGUGCAAUACGGGUUAUCCACACUAUGACUGAUAAUGAGUUAUGUGUUCGAGCAAUGGCUUCACUAGAAACAAUUGGACCCUUCAUGUGCGGGAUGAAAAAACGCUCAGACAUGAUUGGAAUAGCCUGUGAGGCACUUAAUAGGAUGUUCCAGAAGGAGCAAACUGAGUUGGUGGCACAAGCAUUGAAAGCAGAUUUAGUUCCAUAUUUACUAAGAUUGCUUGAGGGUCAAGGUCUUGAGAACCUAGAAAGUCCUGCAGCCACAAAGGCUCAGAUAGUUAAAGCUUUGAAAUCCAUGACUCGUAGCCUACAGUAUGGAGAACAGGUAAAUGAAAUCCUGUCUCGAUCCUCUGUAUGGAGUGCCUUUAAAGAUCAGAAACAUGACUUGUUCAUUUCUGAAUCACAAACAGCAGGAUACCUCACUGGACCUGGCGUUGCUGGCUACCUUACUGCAGGGACUUCAUCUACAGUUAUGCCCAAUGUGCCACCACCAGUGGACCAUGAAGUAGGAGAUCUUGGCUAAUCAACACAGAUGUUACACCAAUGAAGUCUCAAAAGGAGGACCUGCUUGUUGCACGAGGAAAAGCACUGUAAACGUUUUCCUCCACCCCAGGGUUGAUUCAAAGGACUUUAUUUUCUGCCUUCCUUGUUUUAAAGCAAAGUGUUAUUCCUUUUUGUAAUAAAUAUAUUUUUAUUUAGGGAUAAAAAAAAAAAAUUCAUUGGAGAUGUGAUCCUGAUGAAGCAUAUGUAACAUACCAUGAAAACACUCAGCCGAAUCAGCCGUCUGGUCACAAUACUUGUUCUGUUGUCUUUCCUUUUGUAUCUAAGCACAUUCUGUUUCUUUUGUAUUAGUUUACAAGACUGUGAAUUGAAGUAAUAAUAAUCUGUUCCUUCUAAGUUUUAUAUUCCAAGAAUUGGUAAAGUUGUGGUCUAGAAUGAAAGAGCAUUUAUGUUGCCGUUCUCUGCCAUGUUGGAAGUGGUUGGGCUCACUGCAAAGUAUGGAAUCCCUACAGUGUUCAGUCCAUGAACUGUGUCCUUUAUAAAUCCUUAACACUAUCCUCUCGAGAAUGAAGAGACGAUGAUAUUCCCAUGUACAGCAUAGCUUUACCAAAUAAUAAAUAAAAGUGAAUAUCAAAAUGUCAGCUUGUUAUGUAAGAGCCUAGUGUAAUAGUGAGAUGAUUCCUCCAUUAUUCCUCAGUAUAUACAGCUUUCUAUGAAUGUACAUUAUACAGAUCAUUCAUCCCUGUACAGAAAAUUUUAAGAAAAUAAAGGGAAAUAAUGACCUUAAUGGAACUUCUGUCAGAUGCUGCCAUGUUGCCUACAAAUUUUUAUAUUAAAACUAUGAUUCUGUU
Molecule: messenger RNA, 2185 nt
Organism: Bufo bufo (common toad)
Lineage: Eukaryota; Metazoa; Chordata; Amphibia; Anura; Bufonidae
Product: dnaJ homolog subfamily C member 13-like
Exons: 11
Coding region: 73-1356 (427 amino acids)
Biological process (GO): endosome organization; receptor-mediated endocytosis; regulation of early endosome to late endosome transport
Cellular component (GO): endosome membrane
Source: RefSeq, a predicted model, not a curated record